ACUCUGCCACUGCAUUACUGGUCCACGUGCUGCUGUUGUCAGGGAAACCCUUUACCGGUACCGGCUCACCUUCCACCACUGGAUUUGCACUGAAUAUUUUAAAAGCCCUUCUGCCCUCUUGUUACUCGUGUAUCUGUGGGGCAAUGUGUGUGUGUGUGUGUGUGCGUGUACUGUAAAGCUAGUGCCUGUGUGAUGUGAUUCUUCUGACAAGUUUACAGAAUAGGCCCAGCAAGAGAGAGGCAAGGCGGGGAAAAAGAGGGCUGCAGUAAGUGUGGUGACAGCAGCAUCUCUUGAGGAGUAAAGGAGUCGAGAGGAGUGCAAUCUUUCCAUCUUUUGGCCGAGCCAGUGUUGUGGAUUAAGUCUUCUUUUCUAAGCCAGACGACAAGAGCUCAUCCUCAGACUGUCGCACUCUUCGUCUCUUUCACUCUGUGUCUGCCUGGCACUGCCAUCGUAGGCAGUAUCUGCAUGGCACAGUGGGCAGCUCUGUUUUCUCUCUUUCACCCUCUCCCUCAUUAUUUCUCUGAACUUUAUUCUACUUUUCUUUAACCAUCUCCUUUUUUCUCUCAUCUAUCCAUUUCCAAAUUUAAUUUCCCCCAUCUCUACUUCUUUCUCUUGCAUCUCUCUCUUCUUUCUGCUGUCUCAGACACAGAGCAGCAAUGUGCAGCCAGAGGAAUUAGCUGUUAGCAUUAGCUGUUAGCUGUCUGCGUCUUCAUUGUGAAGAAGGCUUUCAGGGGUGACCCCGUCCACGGGCAUCUUCUGGCGUCCACCACCGACCUGCCCCCUCCCACCCACCCACCACUGCAGGGUGGGAUGGGCAGGGGUUGGGUGAGUUAGCCAGGGGCUCAAGGGUUAGCAACAGGGCAGAGGAUGCCAGAGAGUAAAGGACGAGAAAAAGGAGGAGGCGGAGGUGGCUGCGGGUGCUCCCAGGGCAAGUGGAAGCUGAGGAAGGGUGGCAGCCGUUCAGCCAUCCCAGCACUCUUCACCAUCAAUGAGGAGGAGGAAGGACAGAGACGGAGGGAUGCUCGCAGGAAGAAGAAAAAAGCGUCUUACUCCCUGUACAAAUCGGAAGAUGGCAGAGAGUCUUCAGCCACCCGACCCAGCUCCUCGGGCUCCGGGCAGACCUACACUCCCACUCUGACACCCACCCCGACCCCCACCCCCACUCCAUCUCGCACCACCACCAGCAUCAGCCCCAGUAACAAUGCUGCCACCAAAACAGACUCGUUGCUCUUCAACAAGAUCGACGAGAGACAGAGGUUAGCCCGUGAGCGCCGGGAGGAGCGUGAGAAACAGAAUGCUGUCAAGGAGGCCCAGUGGCAGCAACGUGAGGAGCGAGCCAGGCAGCACUAUGAGAAGCAGCUGGAGGAGAGGAAGAGGAGGCUGGAGGAGCAGAGGAUAAAGGAGGACAAGAGGCGGGCUGCCGUGGAGGAGAAACGACGGCAGAAACUGGAGGAAGACAAGGCUCGUCAUGAGGCGGUGAUGCGUCGGACGUUGGAGAGGAGCCAGAGAACCAGGCAGAAGACCAACCGGUGGUCUUGGGGAGGGGCACUGCACACAAACACUCCCAGCACGCCAGCCGAUGCUGACAGACGGUCAGUGUCCACAAUGAAUUUAUCCAAACACACAGACCCUGUUAUUACCAAGCGCCUCUCCUACUCCUCUGCCACGCUCCUACACUCACCAGACCGAGGCUUAAAGAUGAGAACAGGCUUACAGAUGAGAACAGCCUCCUCCCCUGUCAUUAGCAAAGCUCAGUCCAAACACCGCCUACACCAGGGAAAGACCAGCCAGCACAAAAACACAGGCCUGCGCCGCCUUCCGUUGACGCCAUGGGAGAGCAACGUUGUGAACCGGCUGCAGCAGCCAACACACUCCUACCUGGCUCGCAGCCGCAGCGCCAUGAGUCUGUCUGGAGAGCAAACAGCCAUUCCUGUUUGUCCUCGCUCAGUGUCCUGCCACCCCAUGGGCUCCAUGUCCUUCAAAGCCCUGCAGGCCCAGCCGCUUCCACACUGCCGCAGCCAGGAGAGGAAUCUCAGCAGGGGCACGAUCUCGUCGUCUGCCACGACUGUCCGCAGGAGGACCACCGGCACCACGCAGGAGAAGAAGGACCGAGACAAUGUCAGGAAGUCAUGGAGCAACUUGUCACUCCCAUUGGCUCCCAUUCUGACUUUGCCCCCCAGCAAGCGCUCCUCUUCUCCAGGCAAGAAGAAAAGCAAAGUGAGAGCACCCUCUCCUGGCAGGCCUCCGCAAAAGUCAGCAGGGCGCCCCCCGACCCCCAAGCUGCUUAAGUCUCCGGGGGCAGAGGACCCUGGAAAUCUUCGUCCUUUCAAGGUCACACCAGAGAGCCCCCAGCCCACCAGAGCUUCCGGAGAGGAGGAAGAAGAAGAGCAGGUCCUCAGCCCUCCUCUGCCUCGACCCCAGCCACUGGGUCAGAACAAGACCAGCAGCGAGCAGACACCAGCAGCAGCCAGCGAGAGUGCAGGCAGUCCUCCAGCCCACAAGCCCUCAGCAGGCACCACAGAUCCAGAGGAGGCGAGUCGUAUCCUGGCUGAGAAUCGUCGGCUGGCCCGCGAGCAAAGGGAGAGAGAGGAAGAGGAGCGCAAGCAACAGGAGGAGCAGCGCAGGUUGGCGCAGGAAGAGAUGGCUCGCCGUAAGGCCGAGGAGCGGGCAAAGAGAGAGGAGGAGGCUCAGCGGCAGGCGGAGGAGAUGAGACGAAAGGAGGAGGAGGAGAGGGAGGUGGAGAGGAAGGUGGAGGAAGAGAGACUUCAGAAAGAGAGAGAGGACGCAGAUCGACUCCAGAAACAGAAAGAGGAGGAGGAGUCUCGACAGAGAGAGGAGGCGGAGCGACUGAGGCAGGAAAGAGAGAAACACUUUCAGAAAGAGGAGGCUGAACGCCUGGAGAGAAAAAAGCGUCUGGAGGAGAUCAUGAAGAGAACAAGACGUUCAGACGCAGCAGAGAAGAAAGUUGUUCCAAACAGGAAUGGAGACAAUGCAGUGACCCCUGCUGCUCCCAGUCCAUCUACAGUGACUGCGUCACCGACACACAAUAGCAACGGCAAUAGUCGCCAACCGGACCCAAACCCCAACACCACAGCACUGAGCCUCCCUGACCUGAGGGAGAACGGGGAGUUUGAAGAGGUGAUCGUACUGCCUUCACAUUCCAGGUUGGCUCCUCCUGGGGGAGAGGAGCCGCAGCAGCAGCAGCAGGAGGAGGAGGAGGAGGAGGAGAGAGUUCCUGUCUUAGCCUUUAGGGAGAACGGUCUCCUAAAACCUCUAAGCGGAAUAGAGGACAUAUCAGCCCAGCAGGGACCAGAUGUUGCCUGAUGCCCCGUUACACCACGAUGAUUCCACACCCAGAGAGACAGGAAGUGAGAUGGCCAGAGAGAGGUAACACAGAGCUGUUGGACUGAAUCAAAGGAAGGAGUCGCAGCCGAACCCUUCCAGAGGUUUACUUUCUCACCCUCCCACGACAGAAGAGCACCUGCAGCCAUUUCCCAAAGAUGGUGUCUCCAAAGAUCUCCCUGAAGCGUCCCCAGAGAGAAGUUACUUUCUCCUCAAGAAUCUCUCUGGGGGACAGAUCGUCUCUCUGUCUCCGACCACGACGACACUCGCUCAUAAUGUUCUGUGUGCAGCCCCAACCAGCCCUGAUUCUGAAGCAAAUGUCCUGAAAUCACAGGAGGAGUGAAUGAGUGUUGUGUGUGUGUGUGUGUGUGUGAAUGAGAGACUAAUAAUAAUGUAAACUGAGAUCAGCUGUAAAGUCUUCAGCCAUGAUACUUGAAGAGAUUUUUUUGUUGCUGUAGAACACACUGUAAUCCGAUUGACAAAAUCAGAAAUGUGACGUUAUGACUGGAACUCGCACAACAGGCUCCGAAUUACAAGGUUUCAUUCGCUUUCUUUAACUGGAACCUCAUAAUUCUCACGUUCAAACAUUUCUAUUGAAAUGUUACAGAAAGAGGUGGGAUAUAGGAAUGAUGCCAGUGCAUGAAGUUGUAUUAAAACUGCAGGAAAGUAUCAUGUAAUGUAAUAUAUUUUGCUGUGUCUACAGUGUUUAAGACUAUAGAGGUUAUUAUUGGGGUGAGGCAGGGUGUUGGAGUAUCAUGGAGUUUAAGUUAAAUAACGACAAAAUGAAAAUACUGUUCUCAACCUGUGAGAAUUAGGGUGUAAACUACUGAUUUUUUUUUGUUUGUUUAGAUUUAUUUAAUUGCUGUACAGAUGAAAUGUGAUUAUUUGUUUCGUCUUCAAUAUUGUCUUUGUUUAAAUUGAGAGAAAAAAAAUAUCUACUUUGAAGUUAAGUCCUACGGAGGCUCAAAGGGGACAUGGAGGAGAGAAAAUAGAUAGGUGGAAAAAAGAGAUAAGUAAUGUGACUUUUUCUCAGUUGGGUGCAAACGUUUUGGGUUUGUUUUGGGGUUUUUUACCUAUUAUUUUCUCCCCCAUGUCCCCUUACUGGCUCCAUAAAGUUCUGCCCUUUACUUACAUUUGUUGAUCCUUUUUAUUCACCCCAUCAGUGCUGCGUCCUGUCACACUGUCUAACUCAGCCAGUGCUGGAGGACUCCGCUGUAGCUUAGCCACCUUGUGUUGGAGGUUGACUUUUGUUUUUUGGCUGAGCAAAUGCAAAAUUGAUUAAAAAUAAUUUGCAGGUGAUGUUAAUUCUGAAACAAUUUGAUCAUUUUGAUUUAAGAAGAAAUGCUGCUAAUUUUGAUGCUCCUUUGCCUUACGCAUCAUUGUAGAGAGAAUGAGGUGAAAUGAAGAAAAGCAUUCCCAGUGUGAGCUUUUUAACGUUCUGGACACAUGCCAUAACUCUCCUGAGGCUUCUGAUGCUUGAUUUAUGUUAAAAUUAUGAAAGUUCAUGAUGAAAUGUUAUGUCAGUUAUGUCACAAGAGCUAUAAUGUUAAAAAAUUGGUCCUUUAUGCAGCUUUUCACUAAUGAAAGACAAAGAGGGGAAUUAAAACACUGAAUAAACCCAAACCGUUAUCACACGUCUGUGAUAUUCACUUCAAUCUUUUCCACUUGACUUGCAGUAAUGCAGCUCUUAGCAUUUUCAAACCUUUGCACUUCUUUAUUCAAAUCUUGCCGUAACACCAAAAUGGAAGGACAUUUCACAAGGAUUACCCAUGUCUUGCUUAUGUAGUGCUGGUUUCUGCCAGUAGUACAGAACUGUUCAACAUCUUAACUUGACUGAGCUUGAAAAGAAAUUGCUUGUAAAUUACAUUAUACAUUCAUAUCCUGUAAGUUAUGUUUAAAAGUGGAUAUAUUUUACUAAGACUGACUGCACAGUUUUGAAAAAUAACUUGCCCUUCACUUCAUGGAGGGGCAGUGGGAUGAGAUCUCUGAACCACUGUAAAACUAAAAUAACUGUACAACUGUUGCAGCUGUACUGUUUGGCAAGUAAAUAAAACUUUUUGAAUUGAUUA
Centropristis striata (black sea bass) is the source of this 5411-nucleotide messenger RNA. RefSeq names its product microtubule-associated protein 7b (gene map7b). The transcript has 19 exons. Gene Ontology annotation, cellular component: microtubule cytoskeleton. The record is from RefSeq and is a predicted model, not a curated record. Bases 868 to 3324 code for a protein of 818 amino acids. Gene Ontology annotation, biological process: microtubule cytoskeleton organization. NCBI's taxonomy places the organism in Eukaryota, Metazoa, Chordata, Actinopteri, Perciformes, Serranidae.